This is a messenger RNA of Botrytis deweyae, 558 nucleotides long. RefSeq lists its product as uncharacterized. The transcript has a single exon. The coding region runs from base 1 to 558 and encodes 185 amino acids. NCBI's taxonomy places the organism in Eukaryota, Fungi, Ascomycota, Leotiomycetes, Helotiales, Sclerotiniaceae. The record is from RefSeq and is a predicted model, not a curated record.
AUGGCACCCGCACCACCCCCACAAACAAGCGCCUCAAGCCUCCUCAACCCACCUGCAUCCAUCACAACACUCCUCCCCCUCACCAUCGCCAAAGCCAUCGAAACCGCCUCCGCCACCAGAAUCCCCUCUAUCGAGAUCCUCCCUCCAAAAUCCACUUCCGCCCCCAAAGGCAUCCCCACCUCCACACUCUCCACCUCCAUCAUAUCCAAACCCAGUUCUACCAUCUCUAGCAGCGCUACCGCAUCAGCAACAUCUACCGCUGAUAAAGGAGUAUUUACUCGUCCUUCUGGGAGUCUUACUGCGAUCAUCACGGUGAUUAUCGUAGCGGUUUUUGUGGCGUAUUGUGUGAUUAGGUGUUGUAUUUGUAAGAGUAUGCGGAAGAGGAAGGAGAGGAAGGAGUUGGAGAGGGAGAGGGGGGAUUUGGAGCGGGAAAGGGUGAGGCAGAUGAGGGAGAGGGAGGCGAUUGAGAUGGCGGGGAGGAUGAGGGAGAGGAGUAGGGAGAGGAUGAGGAAGGAUGGCUGGGAGGAUGUGCUUUUGCAUGGGAGACAUGUUGGUUAG